AUGAUUGCCAUCAAGAGAGCUGCAAGGGAUGAGUUCCAGUAUCCAUGCAGCCGUGAACUGACUGUAAUGGCAAAGCGUCUCAUGGAGUACUACCCAAUGCUGCGGGACAAAUCUGCAGCCGGUGGAGCUGAGUGGGAAUCUGUGAAAAAGCAGCUUUUGAAAAGGGUCCAGAAUGUGACAACCCCCAAAAAGAAGCAGGGAGCGACUCCUUUGAGAAAGAGGCGUCGGGCCCUUAGCUUUGAGAGCAGCAGCAGCAGCAGCAGCAGCCAGGAGACACUUACUGAUGACUCUGGGUCCACUGCUUCAACUUUGAUCUUGGAAAGAUCUGAAACUACUGAUAGCCCACAGAACCAGGCAAGGCAUUACAAAAUUCUUCAGGAGCUGUACAAAUCCAAGCCCAGACCCAAUAAGAAGGAUGUUGCCCAGCUGUUGGACCUUGAAUACCAAGCAAGAUGGGCAUACAUUGACUCUGAUGUUCUUAAGGAGCAGGACAGGCCUGCCAAGAUUCUUCAAGCAUAUCCCUGCUUCAGAGAACUGGAUCAUAUAAUGGAUGAACUCCGGAGGAUCCUCGAUCAAGAAAACUCUCACUACAUACCUGAACUAAAGAACCGUUGGGAAACCUUUUAUGUGAAGGCACAGUUUUAUGGAGUUUUUAAAAAAGUAAUGAGGCCUCCGUUGUCGGAUAAAGUAAAGCAAUCUGUUGCCGUGAUUAAGGCUUUGCCAGACCUGUUCCCAUCACCUGUGGCUCCACACAAGAAGUUAGGACAUGCAAGUGCAGCUAUGCUUCACAUCCUUAAGUCAGCAGAAGACCCCAACACCUUUCUUCAGGCGAGACCACUCUCCAGCCCUGUUGUGAUUGUCUGUGAAACCAACUGCAUACUGGCCAUUGGAACCAUGCCUGUGUUGAUCUUCCCAAAGGAGGACCUCUCUGUCAGUGUGAUGUACAUCCUUGCAUGUUACUACACCUUUCAUCUUACAUAUCCCAAGUGUAUUGCCACACUCCUCUCUGUGCUGCAGACAGAAGUCCUCCUGGACUCCAUCCAUGACCGAGAUAUGACUUCGUCAUAUAAAAAAGCUAUGGCUGAGUGGAAGAAGUUCAUUACUGAAUAGGCUUGGACAUUAAUAAUAUGCCCGGCCCCAAUAUGUGUGUUUUGGAGGAGCUGUUGUUUUUUCAGCCUCUUGGAAAGUCAGACACGUUGUUCUGUCAUAUGCUUAUAGUUUAAUUUUGCCCAUUCAGCUUUUCAGCCUUGACCAGUGGUCUUCAUGUAUACUCUGCUGAAGUGCACAUACACACACACACACACACACACAGGACAUUCAUCCAUGACCGAGAUAUGAC
Molecule: messenger RNA, 1339 nt
Organism: Perca flavescens (yellow perch)
Lineage: Eukaryota; Metazoa; Chordata; Actinopteri; Perciformes; Percidae
Exons: 6
Coding region: 1-1110 (369 amino acids)
Source: RefSeq, a predicted model, not a curated record